Messenger RNA from Gaeumannomyces tritici R3-111a-1, 1203 nucleotides. RefSeq lists its product as hypothetical. The transcript has 2 exons. Lineage: Eukaryota; Fungi; Ascomycota; Sordariomycetes; Magnaporthales; Magnaporthaceae. Bases 1 to 693 code for a protein of 230 amino acids. The record is from RefSeq and is a predicted model, not a curated record.
AUGCAGUUCAAGACUCUCAUCGUCCUCACCCCCCUCAUCCUCAGCGUCGCAGCCGCGCCCGUUGCCGAGCCCAACAGCCAGCUCGACAUCCGCGCCACCCCCAAGAAGACGCCCACCAAGCCGGCGGCCGCCCCGGCCACCAAGCCCGCCACCAAGCCCGCCGACAAGCCCGCCGACAAGCCCGCCGACAAGCCCGCCACCACGCCUGCCGACAAACCCGCCACCAAGCCCGCCCCCGCCCCCGCUCCCGCUCCCGCUCCCGCCCCCGCCCCAGCAGCCGGCGGCGGCAUCGUGACGGGCGUGGUCACGGCCGUGGCCCAGGACCAGGCCACCCAGCUCGUCACGGCGGGGGCCAGCAAGACGUUCGGCCUCAUCAAGGGCCUGUCCAACUGGACGCAGGCGCGCGAGGAGUUCACAAAGGCCACCACCAAGGACAUGUGGGCGGCCAACCCGGACGCGGCCAAGUACGCCGCCGCCGUCUGCUGCAACGUCGGCUACAAGGUCGACAAGCCCGACGGCGUCGCCGGCAAGGCGAGCGUCGAGCUCAAGUCGGGGGCGCUCAAGGUCAACUACGACUGCUUUUACAUGACCGCCGGCAGCGUCUUCACCGCCCAGGGCGACGGUGGCUAUGUCAACGUUGCCAUGGAGCACAGCUCCAAGUGCACCUGGAAGAGCAAGACCCUCACCUGCUAAGCGGGCAUCUCAUCACAGCGGGAUUCGGGGGCUGGUGGCAGAGUCGGCGCCUGCUGUAAAGCACAGCAUCCUAGGCGUUUGGGGAAGGUCCGGCUCGGCACUGGAGUCGCUUGAAGGUUCAAGCUUGUUCGACGUGUUUACACUUUUUACUUGUACCCGUCCACAAGGUUUUAGAAUUGCAAAUACUCGUUCGGGAAACUUCAUCGCGGUCGUGUCCUCUCAUGUGACUAUCCCACGUUCAGCUGGGACUCGCUUGGUAGCAAAGGCUAGAAUUGGUGCUUCUGAGGGAAAGCAAAAUAGGAAAGGAAACGCGCCCAAAUAUCAACAGAUCAAAUACACAAAAACACCACCCACCCCACACAUCGCUGAUAUAUAACUUUAUUUACCUCUUUCGAGCUAUAUAGCCCAUGGGGAGCACUACGGAUCAGGUUAAAUAUAUGAAGGUAAAAACCGUGCCCCCAGCCGACAGCUGUUUAAUGUAAGGCUAGGUGAAAACUCCUUCCCUUCGAG